Aspergillus brunneoviolaceus CBS 621.78 is the source of this 480-nucleotide messenger RNA. RefSeq lists its product as uncharacterized. Lineage: Eukaryota; Fungi; Ascomycota; Eurotiomycetes; Eurotiales; Aspergillaceae. The record is from RefSeq and is a predicted model, not a curated record. The transcript has 2 exons. The coding region runs from base 1 to 480 and encodes 159 amino acids.
AUGUCUUUCACUGUUCAUCCUAGGCUUCUCCACCUGACUUCUCUUUCUCCUGAACAACGCAGAGAGCGGGAGAAGCCGGUGGUGAUGGUGUCGCUAGAGGAUGAAGCUUACCCCUUGGUCACCUGCGGACUAUGUCGGGCUCACCACCACGCAAAUCCGCGGGCGCGAUUCUGGCAGUGCUGGCGACGGAGCUGCCAACGCACCUGGCACACCCAGUGCAUUGGUCGGUUGAUGGCAGAGCAGGCCCUCGCCUUCGGAUGUCCCGCUUGUGGCUCGGGGUGGAAAAUCGGCAGUCAUCCCAGUGAUCCCCUCGAAGCCGUCCACCACGGUCCGGCGCAUCGUCACGACUAUUGCUAUCAUCAGGAGACUACUGGCGUGUGGAUUUGCAUGUAUGAAACUGGGGGAGUCGUUUGUAGGCGGCGGUUCUUCAAUGGCGUCCAGGUGACCCGCAUUUCCGUCGUUCUCACGGUGGCCCGUUAG